AUGGCGCUGUGUCUCGGGCAAGUGUUCAGCAAAGCCAGAACAUUCAGGCCGAAGAGGCGGUUUGAGCCCGGCACACAACGCUUCGAGCUUUACAAGAAGGCUCAAGCUUCGCUCAAGUCGGGCUUGGACCUUAGGAAAGUGGUUCAGUUGCCAGAGGGAGAGAACCUCAAUGACUGGAUUGCAGUUCACGUGGUGGAUUUCUUUAACAGGAUCAACUUGAUCUAUGGCACAGUUAGCGAGUACUGCACCGAGCGCACGUGUCCCAUUAUGUCUGGAGGACAGAGGUACGAGUACAGGUGGCAGGACGGCGAGGACUACAAGAAGCCCACCAAGCUGCCUGCUCUCAAGUACAUGACUCUGCUGAUGGACUGGAUAGAGUCUCUUAUCAACGACGAGGACAUCUUCCCCACCAGAGUAGGUGUACCUUUCCCCAAGAACUUCCAGCAGGUGUGCAAAAAGAUCCUGAGCCGUCUCUUUCGGGUGUUUGUUCAUGUUUACAUCCACCACUUUGACAGCGUCUGCAGCAUGGGUGCCGAGGCCCACAUCAACACCUGCUACAAACACUACUACUACUUCAUCACAGAGUUCCAUCUCAUCGAUAACUCCGAACUGGAGCCUCUGAAAGAGAUGACGGAGAGGAUUUGUACUUGACCAGAACCACAUG
Molecule: messenger RNA, 664 nt
Organism: Nematolebias whitei (Rio pearlfish)
Lineage: Eukaryota; Metazoa; Chordata; Actinopteri; Cyprinodontiformes; Rivulidae
Gene: mob3c
Product: MOB kinase activator 3C
Exons: 3
Coding region: 1-651 (216 amino acids)
Biological process (GO): signal transduction; positive regulation of protein phosphorylation
Cellular component (GO): cytoplasm; nucleus
Molecular function (GO): protein kinase activator activity
Source: RefSeq, a predicted model, not a curated record